AUGUUGGCCAGUUCUGAAAUCGUGGGUGUGCUCCAAUAUCCUUCAGGAUUAGACGGUUUAGAAGUCUGUUCUGACUCCGACUGGGUGAUUGGCCUUGCUGUUUUCUGGCAUCUUGGUCAUCACGUCAAAGCUGCCUGUUCCGACGUUGUUGAGCUUUCCAAUGACGAUCCGGGCAGAAGGCGACUGCAAUUCCUCGCGAUCGUUGUCCAAAACAGCUUUGGUCAGGAAUUGACAGGUGGUCUCGUAAGACAUCUUGGUGAACGACGACGUGGACGAGUCGAUACCCUGUCUGUUGAAAGCCAGGUAGGUUCCUUCUCUGGUCAUGUAGUCGGCAAUCAGGUCCAGAUGUCUCGACGAGACAGAAAUGGCGUAUCUACCGAAAACGUUGUUGAUUUCGUUCACAAUCGUGUUUCUGGCAGCUUCCACUCCGUAAGUACGCAGAACAGCAGCAACGUCGUUCGACCGGAUUCCGUUCACGUUGAUGAACGCGUCGUGCUCCCACAUGGCCGCAAAGUUCACUCCUUCCGUCACCAGAAUACGUUUGCCCUGUUCUGGCUCUGGAUGAAGACAUCUUCCAAUGCCACCAACUUCGCGCACCACAACAGACUUACAAACAGUCUCGAUGAUGUUCACCAUCAACAAUUUUUGUGUCUCGGCGCUCAGCUCCAGCUUGAAGUCGCACCAUGCUCCGUUUUCGUCGUCAGCCUGGAUGAACUUGGUCUUGAUCACCUCUUCCAGCUCCUCCUUCGUGAUAUCGUACUCUUCCUGGUAGUCCUGACAGUCGAAGAACUUCAUGUUGAUCUCGUAAGAUCUCGAGGCCUGGGCUCCGGUGGAUCCAGUGGUCUCGAUCACAGAAACCUCGCUGAUCACCUCGGAGAAGUUGAUUUUGGUGAUGGAUUUGCAGAAAGCGUCGGCGGAAGUGUCGUCAACAUCGUCCAAAAUAGGCAAUGUCAUUUGCGGCGUCUUGAUGGAGGCAGAUGCAGUCAUAACAAUUUCUCUCAAACGCGGAAUACCAAGAGUAACGUUAGCAGCACCGUGACCAGCAAAGUGGAAUGUGUUCAAAGUCAUCUGAGUAGAUGGCUCACCAACAGAUUGCGAGGCAACAAUACCAACAGCUUCUCCAGGAUUGACCAAAGAUCUCAUGUAUUUCAAUUGCAUCAAAGCCUUGAACUUCUUUUGGGUCAAACCACCAUUCUCCAAGAAGAACUUGAACUGGUGCAUGUACGACUCCUUGGUAACAUCGAUCGAGUCUCCACCAUAAAGGAAUUGGACCAAAGUUCCAUCAGCGUUUCUGAUCGUGUUGUCGUAAGAAACGUGAACUCCUUCCAACUGCUUAGUCAAACAACGUUGCAAGUAACCAGAGUUGGCAGUCUUCACGGCAGUGUCAAUCAAACCUUCUCUACCUGCCAUACAGUGGAAGUAGUACUCUUGUGGACGGAUUCCAGAGUAGAAUCUGUUCUUGAUGUAUCCACCAGCACGGACGUUGGUCUCGAAUGGCUUGAAGCAAGGAAGCGUCUUACCGGAAACCAUCACCGGGACUCUUCUGCCUUCCAAAGCCUGUUGUCCAAGAAGACACAUAAUUUGAGAAACAUUAACGUUCGAACCCUUGGCACCAGAAAGAGCCAUGGCUUGCAUAGCGUUCGAUGGGAACUUCUUCAUGGUUCCAUCAGGAACACACUUGGAAACAACCUUAGAGGUGAUGGCAUUGACCUUGGAUUGAGUCACAGCAUCCAAAAUACCAAGCUUGUUAUUCACACCCGGGAUGUUUUGCGGCUUGAUGUUGAGCAAAACGGUGGUGAUGAUCUGCUUACCGGUCCACAUUGGCUGAGGCUUGAAGAUGGCUGGCGGAACAGUGAUGAUUCUGGAUCCUGUCGAGUGGCCAUCUUCUGGUCUGAUACAACCGUAGAUCAGCUGCUGAUAUUUCUCUCUGGUGAAGAACGAAUCCUUGCUGGUCAACCAAACACCAGCAGAAAUGUGAUCUUGAAUUAA
This is a messenger RNA of Ogataea philodendri, 1989 nucleotides long. RefSeq lists its product as uncharacterized. The record is from RefSeq and is a predicted model, not a curated record. Lineage: Eukaryota; Fungi; Ascomycota; Pichiomycetes; Pichiales; Pichiaceae. The transcript is spliced from 5 exons. Bases 1 to 1989 code for a protein of 662 amino acids.